CUCAACCAGAGUUUUCUCAGGUCGUUCCUGUCACGGUUCCUGUGUGUGCGUGCCAGUGUCUAUGCUGUCCGUGGCCAAGUUUCUGAAAGCCACCCCAAAACGACGUCGGACAGACUUCGUUAUGUGAAAUGAACUGUUUGGAAUCCUUCUGAUGCAGCACCAUGGUAUGUGAGCCGAGCCCAUGGGGAACGCGCUGUGCUGCUGCCUUGGCCAGGAUGCGUCGACCGGCGACAACCCGCUAAAGUUUCUCGACCCAGCGUGCUCCAAGGGCGGAACCACGGGUGUCACCAACAGCCAGGCCGCUGCCACGGGGCCCGCCUACGCGGCGGGCACCUCCACGACACCCACCGGCGGUUGUGGCGGCCUAGGCUCCACGGUUUCCAGCACGCCAGUGACCACACCAACCGGCUUCGCCGGUCUCAUUGCCAACUCGGCUGCAGCCACAUCAGAGUCCAACGUGGCCACUUCGACCGCUCCAGCAGCAGCUCCACGGACCAGUAUCGGUGAACGGUUUAUGUUCUAUCCGCGCCUCCAGCGAGAUGCGGCACGCCGCGGCACAUUCGAGCCCCGGCAUUCUGAGGCCCGUGCCGGUGCACUCUUUGAGAAGUAUAGGGACUCUGAGGAGGACGCUGUGCUCGCCGAGGGCAUUGUGCGCCUCUGCGAUGACCUGGGAGUGAGGCCCGAAGAGUUCCGUGUUCUUCUUCUUGCAUGGAAGUUUGGUGCCCAACAGAUGUGCCGGUUCACGAGAGACGAGUUCCUUGGGGGCUGCCGUGCCCUCCGCGCUGACUCGAUCUCCGCCAUCCAGGCACGGUUCCCGGAACUCUUGGCCGAGGCCCGCGAACCAACCCGGUUCCGCGACCUCUACCGUUUCACAUUCCGUUUUGGGCUUGAGUCGGGGCAGCGCACACUGCCGACGGACAUGGCCGCCCAGCUCUGGCGCCUUGUGUUCUCCCAGGAGCCGCCGUUAGUGCUCGAGCGCUGGUUGGCUUUCCUUGAGACCCACCCUGAGGUGCGCGGCAUCACUAGUGACACAUGGAACAUGUUUUUGCACUUUGCGGAGACUGCGGGUCGCGACCUCAGCACGUAUGACGACUCAGAGGCAUGGCCUAGCCUCUUCGAUGACUUUGUUGAGUACGAGAACGACCAGACGAACCAGAAUGUGCUUCACCAGGUGAACAAAGGCGGAAGUGAUGUGAAAGCCGAGUGACGGUGCAUCGCCAAAGGGUUGUGACUAAUCGGAAUCAUCGAGCUGGUCGAGUGCAGCAAGCUCCAUGGCCGCCUGGAACACGGUCCCGACAGCUGACAUGCUGCAUCCUGUGCCGGAUUUUACAGAAGUCGUAUGGCUGGGAGCACAUGAAAAGCCUAUGCUAUGUUUUGAGCUUUGAACCCUACAUGUGAUCACAUUCGUAGACUGCAUUUUUGACUGCAGGUUCGCAGAAAGGCUCCUAGAAGACCGUGUUAGUAGGCCUCACAGAGAGGGCUGGCGUUCGAAAUGCUAGAGCACAAUCUUUGUCGAUGACGUAGCAGCACACAAGGAAGGAAACUUCCCUUGACUUGACCAAACAGAUUUGUGGCAUGAAAUAGUUUUCUUUAUUCAGAUUCAGUUAGACAUAUAAAGAAUGCGAGUCAAAUUUGUUUUGCCGGUGAAACCCACACUUCAAAAUGGAUGAAGCAUUUCCGCCGCACCUUCUGCAUCAGCUGUUGCAUCGCCACGUGAUGUCGAGAUGUGAAUUUACGUGACAAGCGUGUGCGUGCCUUGAGAGCAUAGAGAACUAGUCAUCGCACCUGUGCUCACUGGAGGGUGUAGUGAUUUGGCUUUGGUAAUAGUGUUUUGCAUUACAUGAGGCAUAGAGUGUUUGUAUGUUGUCGACAAAAACAGAAACAAAAAGCACGCUGGUCUUCUAUUUUUAUAGUGUAUACUGUGGCUUAAUAUAAAGUACUUCAGUGGCACUUGAGCAUGUGACACUCCUGUUGUCUCCUUUUCCUUGUCUGCCGUUUCUUAAGCUGCAUUCAGAUGGCGGACAUGAUUGCAGACAAAUCAAUAGUGUGACGUAUCAUGUAGAUGCAAUCACUCCGCGGAUGGCAUUGACACAACAGAGGAAUGGAGAAACUAACCCUGCUUUCUCUUCUUGAAGUAUGGGAGGUGGCGUAAACACAUUGGAACGUUACGCUUUUCACUAGUGGCCAUCCAGCUUGCAGCAUAAGCGGCACCUUCUUGUUGCACUUGUUUCCAUUCAACAAACAACCUAAAGAUGGUUGUUGCCAGACUGAGGCAUUUUGCUGUCAGUAUUUUGGCCUUUCUAGCCCAAUAUAGUCAUUUGGUUUUUGACCGUGUCUCGAAUCACAUCGCACAGAUGAUCUCAUGAUAUACGAUCAGCAAGCUCAAAUUGCAGUUCUGUCCAUCAUGUGAAUCCAGCUUUAUUUACAAUUUUUCCUUUGGAUGUCAGCACACAGUGCCUGUAAACUGUUGCUUUGUUCAUUUGGUGAUGUCUCUUUAAAGGCAAUGCUCUCUUGUGUAGUGUUCAUAGCACUCGUUGAAAACCUUUGAACAUAAAUAAGGCUUUUCUUCAGGGUCUUGAAAAGCCAUUUAUUCUCAUGAAGCAUUUGCAAAAUCUUAAAAGUUCAUUUUAUGUUUAGGCUUAGCAGAUGUUCGUACAUCUGGCCACUAGAUUGGUGUAAUCCCUAAGCCAAGCCAGUCCAGUCUUGCUCACAGAAUCAUCAUAAUGGCUGAUUAGCUAAGCCUCUUUUGUGUAUAGUUUCCAUUUUUGUAAAUUAAGAAAAAAGCUUGCUUGUUGUUUAAGACAAUACCUUGUUUACGGCCUGUCAAACAUGACAAUUUUUUUUUUUUUGCAUUCUUUAAAAUGGUCUUUCAAGAUCUUGCAAGUUCAUUAAAGGCCUUGAAUUUCAUCCACAGAACCAUCUGUGAAACAUGCCACUGGGAAGCCACUUUCUUGCGAGGAGAUUCUGAAGAUUUUUGCAAGAAUUUUUUUUAGUAGGUAGUACGAGUGUUAUGCCUUAAAAUCUCUUGGCAUUGCUGCUGCACAACAAAACUUUAUUCAUUUCUUUUGUACAAAGGGUGAAGGACAUCUGUAUUGGAGUACAUAUGCUGUGUCUUCCUCGUAGCUGGCCGCGAGUGCAUUUGCUGCGCUCUUACAAAUCACUUGCAGCUGCACUGCGGCCAUUGUUGAUGGAUGUGUAUAUUGUGUGUGACAACGAAUAAAGCAAGAUUCUGGCAGUUGAUGAAACUAUGCAGCUGCAUUGGGCAGUAUUGGCACUGAGCCGACGGAUGAGGUAUGCUUGUGCUUUUUGUCAAUUGGACAAACAAGCACCAAUCAGAGCUCUCGAAGCGUUCUCGCACGCGACUUUCAGCGGUCAAACAAGAAGCAUGAGUAUGGUUCAGUGUUUAUGAAAAGGUACGCUUUUGCAUCACGAAAGCAUUCAAGUUCAGUCCUCUUGGCUUGUUAGCUAUGAAGCACAGCGGCAUAAAUGUUAGCGUAAAGACAUAUGGCACAUGCCUGCGGUGGGUCAUUGGCCAAGAAUCGGGUGUUUACCAGAGAGUGAUUAAGGUGAGGUGAACUAUUUUAGGGGUUGUCACAUACACAAAGAAAAUGUAUCAAAUAGGAAUCGAAGAAUAAAGAAGGAACAAUUCAAUAAGAUAUUAAUCAUUUGGUUUCACUAGGAAGUCCCAGAUUGCGGAGCAAAUAUUUCUCUGACUAGACCCAAUAGAGGCUCCAAAAACAGUAUUACUGGAAUAGGUGCAUCUAGAGCAAGAAUUUAUUGUAAAGCUUGUGGUACUUCUUUGUUUCCUUUAAGCGGAGAAACGCUGACGCAACUAAAAAGGGAAAUGUGAUCGGUCAUUUUAACUUUGCCUCAAAAUGAGCUGAAGGGGUGAAAACCAGUCUGGGCUUGUGUAAUGAACAUCCACAGAAUAAUGUCUUGCCUUUUUUUUUUUUCAUUUUUCAUCUUUUCUUUCUUCGGGGAGAACCAAGAAUUGGUGGCGAAGGCAACGUACAGCGCAAUCCACUAAUAAAUGGUAGAACAUGUUGCAAAUUUUUUCUUUCUGGCAAAUGUACAAUCGCCCGUCUCUGCAGCAGAUUACUUCUGGUUAGUGGCAGCGGCAUCAUUCUACGCGUCUGUGCAGUGCAUUGACAUAGCUUCAGCCAACACUGGCAGCUAGGCCAACAGAAAAGCGAGAGCCGCUCACCGGUGUGCUCGCUUUAACAGUGGACCACACUGUCUGCUUCCACUUGACAUUAACAUUCUCAUCACACAACGUAUUGCAUCAGGCCGUUCUCUACACUGUGUGGACGCUUCGUCUUCAGAACAGUAAUUUUAACUUAUUUAACCCACAUGCACUACUUCUAAUACUUCUGCUGCUGUUCUCUCAGUAAAAACCAGCAUCAGAUUGUUUGAUUGGUUCACUGAUUGAAGCUCCUUUAUUUUUAAAGGGCGUCUGCACACAGGGAUUCUGUUUGGGAAGAGGGGGCCUUGUCAUACCGUGCGUCACUCAGUCUGUCCCAGGUCUUGGUUAAGGAUCUAGACGGGCUACAAGUGGGCUUAUGCUGAGGCUAGGGUAGCAGCCAGAUGGUUAGCUGGUUUCUCCCUCUUGGUGCCAGCUGUCGUUUCGACCUCCACACCAGUACGACAUAUGACGGUUAUCUCAAUAUCGGUGCAUUACAAGCUGUGUCGCAUGCUUAAAGGUGUUGCUACAUAGCAGAUGACUCUGUUUGUUGGUACUAUUGGAUUUAUUCCCAAUUCCUGAAACUUUCGUUAAUUUCUUGAAGUAUAUAUUUUAUCGUCUAGACUGCUAUGUCUUGCCAAGUUGUUUGUAGGCUACCAAUAUGCCUGACAAGUAAAUAAAUUGCGAUUACAGCGGGAAAAUUUUAAAAGUGCACCAAGCUUCUUACGACGUGUUUGAGUGAAUUUCAAUUGGGAGAAGUUUGUACUUGAUGCAUCACCACUUUAUUUUGUUUGUAUGUUUGCACGCAGCACAUUUAGAGACACAUUCCCUCUUCUUUCUUGAUGCUUUUUUUUUUUUUUCAUUUACAAAAGUGGCAACCCUAGCUGAGGUAAGAUGGACUAGAUUAGGAGGGAGGCUAAUAAUCAACUGCGUUACACUGCUCUGUGCAGGUGACCACGGCUUUGCUCACGGAUUCUGACGCAUGGUGUUUAUUUGCCAAACAAAGUGUGCAGGCUCCUACUAGCCAAAAACUGUACAAGGGCAAACGCCUAGGGCAGUGUAUUGUCGAACUGGUGCUAGCUUAGUUCUGAAAUUCCUUCAAAAGAAAGAGUGCUUUGAUCGCCAUCUAGGCAGUCCAUGUUGAGACCUUCAUGUGGACAUGAACGUUUUACCUUAGUUGUUGCCUCUCCAAACCAAAGCUAUCGUGCAGUUCCAUUCACAAUAGCAAAACAGUUCUGGGAAAUUUGCGAGGUGGCAGUCUACAAAAUUGAGUUAUCAGGAGACUGAAGUAUCCAGAGUUAAAUGAAAUACAGUCUAAAACAGAACUACAGGUUGGUUAAUAUAUACGAGUUAAACAUUGUGCAUUCAAUCAAGUGCAUGGACACGUGUUUGACCUAAGUGGUUGCAUUGACAGGUGCUGGAUUAGUGGCACUGUCGCUUUGAAUGAACCAAUAUUAUUGUCCGACUUUCUUGAAUUAAGUACCUUCAAAAUGCAUUGAAAACAUCUUGAAUUAAGCAUCUUCAAAGUGCAUUGAAAACAUGGUAAGCCUAUCAAAAUAUUGUGGUUAGCACUAAUUCUUUGGCAUUUUUAUUAAUCCGAGUUGGAAUCAUUGACAAUUUCCUGCUUUAACAGCAGUUGAAGUGGGGUACAAGACGUUUUUAUGCCUCUUUUAGGUUUGGUGCACUUUAGUAUUAGCUGUUUGUUGCUUUUUUAAUAGGAUACUGAAUUUCAUGCAGAUGACAGCCGAGAACUUAGUCUGACUAUAUUGUGCAUUAUCGUCACUAGGAAUACGCUGCAUCAAACGUGGAGAGAACUUCAAAGUAGCGCUUGCGUGACGUUCCUGACUUGUAGGUUUUCUUUUAUGUUUCUUUCUUUUUGAAAUCUAGUUCUAUAUGCUCUAAACCCUAGAAAAAUACUGGCAAUCAUGCCCUCGAUAAUUUGCUGUGAUGCUUGUUUACAUGACGCACCGGCAAACUCUGCUCCUGCAAGCAUUGCGAUGACCCUGCACCAGCACAACGCUGAUUAUUAUAUCGCUAUUGCUUAUCUUAUUGACAUUGUAUUUAGCUUUACAUGAUGUCAGCAAAUUUCAUUUCUAUGUCAUCAUGUCAUGAAAAUGUCACUGACACCAGUUCUGGCUUUGAGAGACCAAAAUUUGUGUCCACUGAUAAUUAAGGUAUUUUGCAAGUGUUUCCCAACAUUUGUACUCGCUAAGUGUCAUACAUUUAUGUGCGAGAAGCACGUGGAAGCAAACUUUACAUGUGCGUCGGUACUCCUUAGAAGCUUUGAGCUUAUUGAUCUCCCUUUGUCUUAGCUUUGUACUCCAAAACGCACAGUGCAACUUCAUUGAGCUAUUUUUCUGAAAAUUGGCACGGCAGACAAUGCCUCUGUGCUCUCAUUCAUUCCCCUGAAGUUACCUUUGUUGAUUUUGAUGUUUUAUAGCUUUUGUUGCUGAUAUCUCACUUUUCUUGAUUUCAUUUUUUACACUUACCUUUCUCUCGCUGCUGUUUACAUGUGCCUUUAGCCAUGAUGUUCAGCCUUAGCUGUCAGGCCAAUUUUAAAGCCGUUUCAUGGGGUUCUAGUCCUUCACUUUAUGGAUGAAACUUUUGCUUCUGGAUGAACCUUGCAUAGGUGCCGUUUACUUUAUUGGAUGAAGCAGCAGGAUGGAUACUAUCGUGACCUGCACAAUAUGUCGUGAUCCUUAAGAUAGUGUAAACAGAUGUGUGCUUUUUCUAAAGCGAAUAAACAAAGCUCGCGGUGAGUUAUGUGCCGAAAGAACACUUCUCUCACCAAGUGAAGCUGUAGGUGUGGGAGAAUAUUGCCCGUUUGUGUUCAAGAAGUAUGACGAGGGAGUAAACUUGAUGCAUAUUUAUUGAAAUGAAUGCACAGCCGUCACUGUUGCUUUUCAGAUUUCACAUUGUGACAAAAAAGGGCAGCAGUUCCUUUUCCUUUCUUUACUAAUUGUAAGCAUUAUAAAACUGUAGUUGCAGCUAUGUCUUUGAGUGGAAGUUUGUUUUACUGCACCCAUUAUUUUGAUAGUGAACAGUUUUGUUGUAGCUGUGUUAUAGUGUAAAAGUGUGAAAAGAACACGAACUUGAAUUCUGCCCUAGAAUUCUGCUCACUAAUUCUGUUUUCUGGACGAUCACAUUGCCUGUCAAGUCUUUGCUCUAGUUGUGGCGAGUGAAAUUCAUUGUCACAGACCAUCACCUAAGGUGUUCUCACGCUGCUACUAGUACAGUUGUUUUUCUUCAGCAAUUUUUCUAGCUGCUGCAAACUGCGCUGUUGUGCCUGUAAAAUAGAAAAAAAACAAUUCAGCCUUCGUGUUAGCCUGCAGAGCGUUUGGUACUUACAUGGCUCAUCUUUUAGGACUGUGGCAACAUGGGUAGGUGCAGACCAGACACUAUAGAUAGAAAAUGACAGAAUGCAUUGCACAACAAUUUAUUUAGGAACUGUUGUGACUUACAAAAUGUCAAUGGUUGUUUAAUUCCGCUGAGACCCAGAGGUACAAGUAGACCAACCCUAGGUGUCUCGGCACGUUCAGCACAGUUCGCAAACGACAGGACAUUCAAUUUUAGAUAUUGUGAAGAUGUGCAGAACUGACAUUCCUCAUCACGCUUGUGUAGAAAGCAUAGGUCUUCGCACAUGGAUUAAGCACAGGCACGUUCAGUGAGUCACAAGUUUAGUUAAAGCCUGUUUGUGUUUGAGCACAUGUGAAGCAAGUUGACCUGGCUCAGAAGAAUGGCUGGGCUUUGCUGUGUAGAGUGGUGAUAGAGUGCGGGUGCUUUGUGGGGGUGGUUGUGCUUAUCGUCAUGGCAGGGGGGCUGGUAUAUGUCUGCUGUCACCCUCUCAUUUGUAUUUCUUUGGCAAAGUUUGAUUUAUUGCAUGUCGAUCCCAGUGGUUCGUGAAGAAUUU
Dermacentor andersoni is the source of this 8090-nucleotide messenger RNA. It is a transcript of the gene SCCRO3, whose product is annotated as defective in cullin neddylation 1 domain containing SCCRO3. NCBI's taxonomy places the organism in Eukaryota, Metazoa, Arthropoda, Arachnida, Ixodida, Ixodidae. Gene Ontology annotation, molecular function: ubiquitin-like protein binding; ubiquitin conjugating enzyme binding; cullin family protein binding. The record is from RefSeq and is a predicted model, not a curated record. Gene Ontology annotation, biological process: protein neddylation. Gene Ontology annotation, cellular component: ubiquitin ligase complex.